AUGCGCAGCAGGAUCUCCGGGGAAGAAGAGUACUACAACUCCCGUGAGGUCGUGCGGAAACAGGCCCGUGCAUCCUCCCGCCAAGCGCGUAGUCGCUGGUGGUUUUCUCUAUCACCUUUAGCUCUUGAAAAGAAUCCCAAAACAAAAGAGCAAAUUGAAAAUCUGUUACGGAAUGGAAUGAACAAAGAGCUACGAGAUCGUCUUUGUUGCCGAAUGACUUUUGGGACGGCGGGACUUCGUUCUGCUAUGGGGGCAGGAUUUUGCUAUAUUAAUGACCUUACAGUAAUACAGUCAACACAGGGAAUGUACAAAUACCUUGAGAGAUGCUUCUCAGACUUCAAGCAGAGAGGCUUUGUCGUCGGGUAUGACACCCGGGGUCAAGUAACUAGCAGCUGCAGCAGCCAGAGACUUGCUAAACUCACUGCUGCAGUCUUAUUGGCCAAAGAUGUUCCUGUGUACCUUUUUUCAAGAUAUGUUCCUACGCCUUUUGUACCAUAUGCGGUCCAGGAGCUCAAAGCAGUUGCAGGUGUGAUGAUUACUGCUUCUCACAACCGCAAAGAAGACAACGGGUACAAGGUUUAUUGGGAAACUGGUGCCCAGAUCACAUCUCCUCAUGACAAAGAAAUUCUGAAAUGUAUAGAAGAAUGUGUGGAACCUUGGAAUGGUUCCUGGAAUGAUAAUUUAGUGGAUACCAGCCCACUGAAGAGAGAUCCUCUGCAGGACAUUUGCAGAAGAUACAUGGAAGAUCUUAAAAAGAUCUGUUUUCACAGGGAAUUAAAUUCAAAGACCACCUUGAAAUUUGUACAUACAUCUUUUCAUGGGGUCGGACAUGACUAUGUGCAGCUGGCUUUUCAAGUGUUUGGUUUUAAGCCUCCUAUUCCAGUACCAGAACAAAAAGAUCCUGAUCCAGACUUUUCUACUGUUAAAUGCCCAAAUCCUGAAGAAGGAGAAUCUGUGCUGGAACUUUCUUUGAGACUGGCAGAGAGAGAAAAUGCCCGGGUAGUGCUAGCCACAGAUCCUGAUGCAGACCGACUGGCAGUGGCAGAACUUCAGGAGAAUGGUCAUUGGAAAGUUUUCACAGGGAAUGAGUUGGCAGCUUUGUUUGGGUGGUGGAUGUUUGAUUGCUGGAAGAAAAAUAAAUCAAGAAAUGCUGAUGUGAAGAACGUUUAUAUGUUAGCCACCACAGUCUCUUCCAAAAUUUUGAAGGCAAUUGCACUUGAAGAAGGAUUUCAUUUUGAAGAAACAUUACCAGGUUUUAAAUGGAUUGGAUGUAGGAUAAAAGACCUCCUGGAAAAUGGGAAAGAAGUCCUUUUUGCAUUUGAGGAGUCAAUUGGUUUUCUGUGUGGAACUUCAGUUUUGGACAAAGAUGGGGUGAGUGCAGCCGUUGUUGUUGCUGAGAUGGCAGCUUACCUGGAAACCAUGAACAUAACAUUGAAACAACAACUGACUAAGGUUUAUGAAAAAUAUGGUUAUCACAUUUCAAAAACAUCCUAUUUCUUGUGUUAUGAUCCGAUUACCAUCAAAAGUAUAUUUGAAAGGCUUCGCAAUUUUGAUUCUCCAAAAGAAUAUCCAAAAUUUUGUGGGGCAUUUGCUAUAUUGCAUAUACGGGAUGUUACCACUGGAUAUGACAGCAGUCAGCCUAAUAAGAAAUCAGUGCUGCCUGUGAGUAAAAACAGCCAAAUGAUUACAUUUACUUUUCAAAAUGGCUGUGUGGCUACUCUUCGGACAAGCGGGACAGAACCCAAGAUAAAGUAUUACGCAGAGAUGUGUGCAUCACCAGAGCAGAGUGACACUGCCUUACUAGAAGAGGAAUUGAAGAAACUCAUUGAAGCUCUGAUUGAGAAUUUUCUUGAGCCCAGUAAAAAUGGACUGAUCUGGCGUUCUGUUUAGUGCACACCAGUACAUCAUUUCUUUGCACUGGCACAUGGAACAGAACAGCAAAGAACUCCAUGUGUUGACAUCAUAUUAGCAUUCUCUCCCUAUCUCCUCUGGCCAAGUAUCCUUUUACUUUUAUUUUCUUUCUUUUGGUUAGCUGACUAAACAAACUAUCAAUUUGAAAUGCAAUGGUCUGGAGAGAAAUGAUUCAAAUUUUUUCAUAAUCUUGAACAAAAGUCAUUGCAUUAAAAGUAUUAUAGUGACACGUUGUUCUUCCUUUAACA
Puma concolor (puma) is the source of this 2159-nucleotide messenger RNA. The record is from RefSeq and is a predicted model, not a curated record. Lineage: Eukaryota; Metazoa; Chordata; Mammalia; Carnivora; Felidae.